This is a messenger RNA of Lactuca sativa (garden lettuce), 324 nucleotides long. NCBI's taxonomy places the organism in Eukaryota, Viridiplantae, Streptophyta, Magnoliopsida, Asterales, Asteraceae. The record is from RefSeq and is a predicted model, not a curated record.
AUGAAAGAGAAGGAAAAGGUACAAGUUUUUCUUUUGAGAGUGUCUAAAAAUCUCAGCCACAUGAGGUCAUACGGUGAAAAUGUUAGCAAUGAAACUGUAGUCAGUAAAGUUUUAAGGAGUUUGACUAUGGAUUUCAAUCACAUCGUGGCUGCAAUCGAGGAAACAAAGGACCUAACCACUUAUACUUUUGAUGAACUAAUGAGCUCUUUGAUGGCUCAUGAAGAUAGGAUGAACAGGUGUUGUGAGAAAGUCGAUGAGAAGGCCUUUCAAGCAACUGGGGAUCAGAAUAAACGAAGUGUAAAAAGUUCAUGUGGUCGUGGAUGA